Messenger RNA from Gracilinanus agilis (Agile Gracile Mouse Opossum), 839 nucleotides. It is a transcript of the gene STX8, whose product is annotated as syntaxin 8. Gene Ontology annotation, biological process: intracellular protein transport; vesicle fusion. Gene Ontology annotation, molecular function: SNARE binding; SNAP receptor activity. The coding region runs from base 12 to 839 and encodes 275 amino acids. The record is from RefSeq and is a predicted model, not a curated record. The transcript has 9 exons. NCBI's taxonomy places the organism in Eukaryota, Metazoa, Chordata, Mammalia, Didelphimorphia, Didelphidae. Gene Ontology annotation, cellular component: SNARE complex; endomembrane system.
GAGACUGCAUCAUGGCGCCAGACCCCUGGUUGUCUACUUAUGAUGCCACUUGUCAUAUUGCACAAGAAAUUGCUGAGAAAAUUCAACAGCGCAAUCAAUGUGAAAGAAGUGGUGAAAGUACAACGAAGCUUACUGUUAUAAUCCGAGCUUUGCUGCAGAAUUUGAAGGAAAAGAUCACCCUUUUGAGAGAAUUAUUGCUGAGAUCUGUGUCAACACACCAGAUAACACAGCUUGAAGGGGAUCGAAGACAGAACUUAUUGGAUGACCUUGUUACCCGUGAAAGACUGCUUCAGGCCUCCUAUAAGAAUGAUGGUACAGAACCAGAUUUGAUCAGGUCCAGUCUGAUGACGAAAACAUCUAAUCGGGUUGUAAGUAAUCCAUGGUUCUUUGAGGAGUCAGAGGAGACAAGGGGCUUAGGCUUUGAUGACCUCCGACAACAACAGCAGAAAAUUAUUCAAGAACAAGAUGCUGGUCUUGAUGCUCUUUCCUCAAUUAUAAGUCGGCAGAAACAAAUGGGACAAGAGAUUGGGAAUGAACUUGAUGAACAAAAUGAGAUAAUUGAUGAUCUUGCCAACCUGGUGGAGAAUACAGAUGAAAGACUUUGUAAUCAAACCAGACGUGUGAAAAUGGUAGACAAAAAGUCAACAUCUUGUGGUAUCAUCUUCUCUGUUAUGUUACUUUUGCUUUGUGCUGAGAAAUGUUGCAAUUGCUUGUUGUGGCUGGAACCAGAGGGAUCUCAUGAUUUGAUUCAUUUGGAUUCAGGAAAGGUGGGCUUAAGAGAACACAUUCACUCUGAAUCUGAAAUUCCAAGGACUGCAGUAGAGGCCACCAAAACUUAG